Messenger RNA from Mizuhopecten yessoensis (Yesso scallop), 2155 nucleotides. RefSeq names its product pre-mRNA-splicing factor RBM22-like. Gene Ontology annotation, molecular function: U6 snRNA binding; metal ion binding; pre-mRNA binding. NCBI's taxonomy places the organism in Eukaryota, Metazoa, Mollusca, Bivalvia, Pectinida, Pectinidae. Gene Ontology annotation, cellular component: U2-type catalytic step 2 spliceosome; Prp19 complex; U2-type catalytic step 1 spliceosome. The transcript has 9 exons. Bases 21 to 1328 code for a protein of 435 amino acids. The record is from RefSeq and is a predicted model, not a curated record.
ACCAAGCACAGACGUCCAAUAUGGCGGCCUCUAAAGGAGCAAAUACGUACAAUCGACAAAACUGGGAAGAAUCUGAUUUCCCAAUUUUAUGUCAAACAUGUCUUGGAGACAAUCCAUACAUACGUAUGAUGAAAGAGAAAUAUGGAAAGGAGUGUAAAAUCUGUGCACGUCCUUUUACAGUGUUCAGAUGGUGUCCUGGUGCACGUAUGAGGUUUAAAAAGACAGAAGUUUGUCAAACAUGUUCAAAGAUCAAGAAUGUCUGUCAAACUUGUCUCCUAGAUCUGGAAUAUGGCUUACCUGUGCAGGUGAGGGAUGCAGCAUUGAAGAUCCAGGACAACAUGCCAAAAUCUGAUGUUAACAAAGAGUACUACACACAGAACAUGGAGAACGAGAUCGCCAAUGGGGAUGGCACUGUUGCUCCAGGACAGUUGGGUAAGGCCCAGACACCUAGUGACAUGCUGCUCAAACUUGCCCGUACCACACCAUACUACAAACGGAAUAGACCCCACAUCUGCUCGUUCUGGGUGAAGGGGGAGUGUAAGAGGGGAGAGGAGUGUCCGUACAGACACGACAAACCGACAGAUCCUGAUGAUCCUCUGGCAGAUCAAAACAUCAAGGACAGAUUCUAUGGGAUGAAUGACCCAGUGGCAGACAAACUGAUGAACCGCUAUACUAAUAUGCCGAAGUUAGAUGCCCCAGAGGAUAAAGCUAUCACAACGUUGUAUGUUGGAAAUCUUGGAGACAAAAUAGGAGAGACAGAACUCAGGGACCACUUCUACCAGUUUGGAGAAAUCAGAUCGAUCAACAUCGCCAGUAAACAGCAGUGUGCAUUUGUACAGUUCACAACACGACAGGCAGCUGAGAAUGCCACAGAGAAGUCUUUUAAUAAAUUGAUCAUGGGUGGGCGACGUCUCAACAUCAAGUGGGGUAAAUCUCAAGCCCAAAUGGGGGUCACAAAGAAAGAUGGAGAGGAGUCAGAAAAGGCCCUUGAGCCAGUACCAGGCCUUCCAGGGGCCUUGCCUCCACCACCAGAAGAAAUUGCAAAUAAUUUCUUUAACCUAAACAAUGCCCCCAAUCACCUUCCCAUGCCACCUGGCCCCCCAAGAGGAAUGCCACCUCGCCUAAUUCACCCAGGCACACACAUGAUGCCGUUCGGGAUGUUCCGUGGACCUCCCCCACCAGGUGUGCGGUUACCUCCCCCUCCCCCUGGAAUGAUGCCAAUGCGCCCUCCUCCUAGGUUGAUGAUGGGGGCCAACAUGCCAGUUCACUACCCCUCACAGGACCCAACAAGGAUGGGUGCAAUCACUACAAGCAGCAGCAAAUCUUAAUCUUGUCAAAUCCUCAUUUUUGUGGUCUUCUCUCAAAAUGUCUGUUAAUACUGAGGGAUUAAGUGACUCGGGAUAAAGUAUGUGGACUCCAAAAGUUGCUAAAGAUAAUGUCACUAGAUGAGAAAUUUGUCUCUAGGGCACUAUUUGUCAACAGGGGCAUGUCAAUGGAGUGGCCAUAUGCUACCGGGGACAGCAUUCGUUACAGGGACACAAUGUGUGGAAAGGCGACUUUAGGUCACUAGAAACACAACAAGUUACAGAGUGAUGCAUGAUGAUACAAUGGAUGUUAUAUAUCACUAAGGGCAAAACAUGAUAUUAGGGGGACGAUAUGUCGCUGAAAAAAAUACCUGGUUUGUCUUUAGGGGCACAAGAUAUCACUUUGUGCAUAAGAUAUCACUUUGGGCAUGAGAUGUCACUAGGGAUACAAGAUGCCAAUACGAAUACAAUAUGUCACGACAGAAAAAAGAUAUAACUAGGGAUAUAGGAAGUCACAACAGAUACAGUGUACACGAUGUCACUAGGCUAGGAGCGUAACAUCAAUAGAAACACUUAAUUCAACAGAAGUAAAAUAUAUCACUGGUGACAAUCCUUUGAGAUGGAAUGCAAGAGGGACACAAAAUCACUCUCUUGUUUUAGUAAAAGUGUUUUAGUUUCUAUUUUAAUGAAUGAUAUAUUUGGUCUUUUAAUGUUUCACAUACAAUUUGUGCUCUUGACUUGCAACUAGAUAUAGUCUUAACAUUUUGUUGCAACUCAAGAGAUUUUUGUGGGAAAGGUCUGUUAACUCAAUUCUGUUUUGUAUGGCAUUGUUUAUCAUCUUAUGUAAAUGU